Durotheca rogersii is the source of this 1560-nucleotide messenger RNA. Its product is annotated as TAP42-like family protein. The transcript has a single exon. Lineage: Eukaryota; Fungi; Ascomycota; Sordariomycetes; Xylariales; Xylariaceae. Bases 233 to 1324 code for a protein of 363 amino acids. The record is from RefSeq and is a predicted model, not a curated record. Gene Ontology annotation, biological process: regulation of dephosphorylation; regulation of signal transduction. Gene Ontology annotation, molecular function: protein phosphatase 2A binding. Gene Ontology annotation, cellular component: cytosol.
ACCUGCCCCUCCCUAUCAACUUUACCUACAUGUGCAGCUUCUUCCCGUACAUCACAAGCCAUGUCCACCCACCACACAUCAGAUACGGUCCCCGCUAUAUACCAAAAACUAUCAUUAGUCAUCGCUCUACUGUCUAGAGGACUCCCUCGCACGGCAUCUCAGUAACAGGAGACCCUGGUUUAGGUACUUGUUAGUGGCCGGCUCAACAAGCCAAGGUCCCUUCGAAGAUUCUAUGACCAUGGCCGAAGAGCCGAGAAGCCUGAAGUCGGUAUUCAAAGCUGCCGAGUUGAUGCGGACGGUAAUCGAGGGCGCUCGUGAUGCGACCUUGGAUCAGUAUCGCGAGGACCUUGCCCAAGCUCUCGAGUUAUACCAAGAGUGUACCCGGAUCAUCAGUAACAUUUCCUUAUUUAGCCCCAACGAGGGACUCGAGGAUAUAUCUACGUCUGAUAUCCCCUACCUGCUAGUCAACUACCACGUAGCGGAGCUGCUUCAGAAGGUUACUGCACCGUCGCCCCAGGAGAGGAAGACUACGCUCAACGCGGCCAGGGAGGCAUACGAAAGGUUCUUGCACCUUCUCGAUGACUAUUCGAUCCUAUCCGCCGCAGACCGCAAGCAGUUCUCCGAAUACAAUGACCACCCCGCCACCUUCUCUACGUUCGGUGCUGCCGACCCUGCAGGCCGGCGAAAUAUAAAGAUCGCUAACUACAAGGCGGAAAAGGAAUUACGGGCUAAGCUGAAUACCAUGCGAAACUCGCCACACUACCUCGAGGAGGGCGGGGACGAGGAGGCUAUUCGCGAGUUGUACCUAACCAAUAUCGCCUUCUGCACCCACAUGGCAUUUCAGAGCCUGGAGGGCAUCAACCGGGAGAUGGAAGUCCUGGCCCGGGCACCAGUACCCCUAGUGCCGCAUGCGGUCUCAGUUCAGGACGAUGAGCGACGGCGUAGGAGUUCACGUGACGACGACGGGUAUUCGGAGAGGCUUGACUCGUCUUGGAACACGCUGGGGUCUACCCGCGGGCCGCUUCUCAGCAAAGAAGGGAAGCCCUUGCGGCCCUUCACUCUCACUUCCAGCCGGCAAGAGCUUCAACAGGGUGUGUUCCGCCCGGGCCAUAAUCUGCCGACUAUGAGCAUCGACGAGUAUCUAGAGGAGGAGCGACGACGAGGAAAUAUUAUAGAGGGUGGUGGGGAGGCUAGUAUGAGACAACCCGAGCCAGACGAGGAUGACAUAGAGAAGGCGGAUGCCGAAACGAUGAAGGCUCGAGAAUGGGAUGAGUUCAAGGAGGCCAAUCCUCGAGGGAGCGGUAAUACGCUGAAUAGGGGUUAAGCCGGUCUGGGAUGAAUCCUGAAAAGGAGACCACGCGGGGGAUUUUUGGGAAAAAGAGAAUAGAAUAGACGUUUGUCAAAUUCUGGAAUGCGCAUCCGAAGGCAUAAAUAGGUAGGUAAUUGAUGCAUUGUAUAUCCCUGAGGUCAGUGGCAUCGAUAAAAGAGUAACUAUUAUAUUCAGGUAACACUCACGUUAAAUAUAUAGCCUAUAUAAGUAUAUGCACCGUUUUAUAAAUA